GAGGGAGGGAAGGAAGGAAGGGAGUGUGGCAGGCAGGCUGGCGGGCGCGGGGGUCGGUGACUGAGGCAGUAGAAGGAAGCGAGAUCCCGGCAGCCGUAGCACUGUGUUGCAGCGCGGGCUUUUGGAGGGAUCGGUUGUCGAGUCGUCCGAGAAGAAGCGGGCACCGGUGGUGUUUGUGCUGGCGCCUGGGGGCGGGGGAUUGGGGACGUAGGAAAGGGGGGUCGCUGCGGUGGUUUUCUCGCUGUCUCGCUCUCCUUUCCUUUCUGCCUUCUCGGUGGGCUCCUCCCGGCGUCUCCCUUGCCCCCGGGGCCCCGCUCCCCGCCCCCCGCGGUAUGUCUUGAUCCGGAGCAGCGGGUUUCAUGGGGCUCCUCAGGAUUAUGAUGCCGCCCAAGUUGCAGCUACUGGCGGUGGUGGCCUUCGCGGUGGCGAUGCUCUUCUUGGAGAACCAAAUCCAGAAACUGGAGGAGUCCCGAUCGAAGCUAGAAAGGGCUAUUGCAAGACAUGAAGUCCGAGAAAUUGAGCAACGUCAUACAAUGGAUGGCCCUCGGCAAGACACCCCUUUAGAUGAGGAAGAGGACAUGGUCAUCAUUUAUAACCGAGUCCCCAAAACUGCAAGCACCUCUUUUACCAAUAUUGCCUAUGACCUGUGUGCAAAGAAUAAGUACCAUGUUCUUCACAUCAACACUACCAAAAAUAAUCCAGUGAUGUCGCUGCAAGAUCAGGUGCGAUUUGUGAAGAAUAUUACUUCCUGGAAAGAGAUGAAACCAGGAUUUUACCACGGACACGUUUCUUAUUUGGACUUUGCUAAAUUCGGUGUAAAAAAGAAGCCCAUUUACAUUAAUGUCAUAAGGGAUCCCAUUGAGAGGCUAGUUUCGUACUAUUACUUUCUGAGAUUUGGAGAUGAUUAUAGACCAGGGUUAAGAAGACGAAAACAAGGAGACAAAAAGACCUUUGAUGAAUGCGUAGCAGAGGGCGGCUCAGACUGCGCUCCAGAGAAGCUCUGGCUUCAAAUCCCCUUCUUCUGCGGACACAGCUCGGAAUGCUGGAAUGUGGGAAGCAGGUGGGCUAUGGAUCAAGCCAAGUAUAACCUAGUCAAUGAAUACUUUCUGGUGGGAGUUACUGAAGAGCUUGAAGACUUUAUCAUGCUACUGGAGGCAGCUUUGCCCCGGUUCUUCAGGGGUGCUACAGAACUCUACCGUACAGUAGGAAAGAAAUCUCAUCUUAGGAAAACCACAGAGAAGAAGCUCCCGACGAAGCAAACCAUUGCCAAACUGCAGCAGUCCGACAUUUGGAAAAUGGAGAACGAGUUCUACGAGUUUGCCCUGGAGCAGUUCCAGUUCGUCAGAGCCCACGCCGUGCGAGAGAAAGACGGAGACCUCUACAUCCUCGCACAAAACUUUUUUUAUGAAAAGAUUUACCCUAAGUCGAACUGAGGACAGGGUGUGAGGGUUGGAUUUUUGAACGAGAACUUUGACCCUGUCUUCACCUUAGUUCUCGGCUCCACAGCCUGGACUGUGUGAGGCCGUUCCCGUUGAGCCGAGUUAGCAAACGGACAGUGACCUCGAAGAAGCAGGUGCUGGCUGCUGUGUCGGCGUCCGAGAAGUUUGGGUUUCGGGCGCUUUUUGUUUUUCCUGGUUAAAUUUUGGUGGGAGUUACAACCUGCUGCCUAAAAUAAACCUAUAGCGGUUCUAAUCAAAAGGCUACAUAUAAUUUCAGAAAAAGUUCUGAUAGUUCUGUUUUUGAUAACAGCAUUUUUUCAGCUAACCAUGAAUGAAGGAGAACACCUGCGACUUUGCCUUCCCCGGUGCCACCGAAUAGUGUUGUUAGCUGUCGGGCAGUGUGCGCUUCAACCUUGUGAGUCGUGCCUCAUGGCAUUUCUUGGAAUGUUUCAUCCUGUUCGCUAGGAAAUGUCUCUACUGUAGUCGGAAUUGCCCAUAUUUAUGUAGGUCAUGUUAAUUUCCUUUAAAAGUCAUUGUCAUUAGUGUUAAGAACCAAUUUAAACGAUCACUAAUACAAUAAAAAGCAUCAAAGCGUCUCACUCCUGUCUCCCCCAGGACCUAAGCUUGGGGACACACUUCAAAGAAUGUUGGCAUUGCCUGAAGUUUUAGUUAAGGCCCCCACAUAUUCAUAUUUUAAAGACUCAGUUUGGUAUUUGUUUCUCCAUUGGGUUAUUUGUAAGCAGGUGUCAGUGACUUUAUAUUAUAACUCCAUUAGUGAGCUGUGGGAUGGGUAGGAUUUUCCUACUUCUUCUGUACUUUUACUUGUAGACUGUUUUUACUAAGGUGCUUUAUAAUGUGUUUUAAAGCAUUGCAUUUACAAAAAAAAGGAAGUGCUGUAAAUACUGCAUAUUUUAUGUAUUUGGACCAAAAGGUUAUCAGUAAUUAGACAAAAGUGGUUUUGCACCAAUUUUAUUAUGUCAAAGUAAAACCAUUAGACCUACUGUUCUUGUAUUUCUCAUUUAAGACAUCACUGAAAUUUAAUAACCUUUCAAUUUUUAUACACAGUACAUUAUUCAUGAUCGGGGGCAGUCAUUAGAGUGGAAGGAGUGCCAGACAAGGAAUCGGAGCACUUGAUUUCUGGUCUGGCUCGGCCCCUUCUCAGCUGUGGGGUCCUGGGCACGUCACUUAACCUCUCUCUGCCUCUAGUCCCUCAUUUUGAAGUGAGGGUGAUAAUACCUGCUGUACCUACCUCGCAGGGAUGUUGUGAGGGUUAAAUGAGACGGCAUGUGAGAGCACUUUGAAAAUUGUAAAGCGCUGUAUAAAUGUAAGGUGUUGUGGAAACAUCUUCAAGAUAUAGUUUCAUGCCAUUCAUUUUUUUAAAAA
Messenger RNA from Artibeus jamaicensis (Jamaican fruit-eating bat), 2822 nucleotides. It is a transcript of the gene HS2ST1, whose product is annotated as heparan sulfate 2-O-sulfotransferase 1. The coding region runs from base 360 to 1433 and encodes 357 amino acids. Lineage: Eukaryota; Metazoa; Chordata; Mammalia; Chiroptera; Phyllostomidae. Gene Ontology annotation, cellular component: membrane. The record is from RefSeq and is a predicted model, not a curated record. Gene Ontology annotation, molecular function: heparan sulfate 2-sulfotransferase activity. The transcript is spliced from 7 exons.